ACAGGUCCUCACAACUUUAAUGGGCUGUUUAAUGGUUAAGACUAUAGUUUCCAUUGGAUUUUCAGUUGUGGUUAUGGAAAGGGUAGGAGUUGCGCACUUUGUUAUUGUUAUAUUGUUAUAUCAAUGAGUGUCCUCACAGACAGAGAGAAGUGUGUGUGUGUGUGUGUGUGUUUGUUUGACACACAAAGCCCACGGGCUCUCAUCUAUCCCGGUUAUGCUGAAGCCGAUACACAGUUGAUCGGUUGACCAGUGUCAAGAAUAUUACACCGGAUACUUUCAGCACCAGGAAGUGCUCGCAGGAAGUAGUUUGCUCCCGUGUUUGAGUGACAGCUGUGCACUGGUGACAGCCCACACCGGGACGGCGGCCCCGCAGAGCCGAGGCGAGACUUAAGAUGGCAGGUCUAUCUUUAUACUUUGAAGAUGGCCAUGAUGAUUUGGAUGACUUUGGAUUUGAUGAUUAUGGCUCAGAGUGUGACGGCAUUCGCAUUACAGCCUUCCUUGAUGCAGGACAAGACAACUUAACCCCUCUCGGGAGGCUAGAGAAGUACGCCUUCAGUGAGAAUGUUUUUAACAGGCAAAUCGUGGCACGUGGCCUGCUUGAUGUGCUUCGGGAGUUCAGUGACAAUGAAAAUGACUUUAUCAGUGUCAUGGAGACAGUCGCCCGAAUGUCAGAAGAUGGAGAGCCCACAGUGCGAGCUGAACUAAUGGAGCAGGUUCCCAAUAUUGCCAUGUUUUUACAUGAGAGUCGGCCAAACUUCCCAGCCGCUUUCUCAAGAUACUUGGUUCCAAUUGUAGUCCGGUAUCUUACUGAUCCAAAUAAUCAGGUGCGGAAGACGAGUCAGGCAGCUUUGCUUGUUCUGCUGGAACAGGGCCUUAUCUCUAAAGCCGACAUGGAAACUAAAGUAUGUCCAGUUCUGCUGGACCUCACAGAACCCAGCAGUGAUGAUGACUACAAAAUAGAGGCUGUUGCUAUUAUGUGUAAAGUUGUCACGAUGUUGAGCAAAGACACAGUGGAGCAUCUACUGUUGCCACGUUUCUGUGACCUGUGUAGUGAUGCUAGACUUUUCCAGGUUCGCAAGGUUUGUGCAGCAAAUUUUGGAGAGUUCUGUUCUAUUGUGGGUCAGGAGGCUACUGAAAAACUAUUGAUGCCCAAGUUCUUCGAUCUGUGUUCGGACAGUUUGUGGGGCAUCAGGAAAGCUUGUGCUGAGUGCUUCAUGAUGGUCUCUAAUUCCACCUGUCCAGAAGUGCGACGCACAAAACUGUCCCCCCUGUUCAUCAGUCUUAUUAGUGACCAGUCCCGCUGGGUGCGCCAGGCUGCCUUUCAGUCUUUGGGACGUUUUAUCUCUACCUUUGCCAACCCCUCCAGCACAGGUCUUCACUUCAGAGAGGAUGGCGCGCUACUAGAGGUCCCCAGGGUCAUGUUGGAUGGCAACUGUUCCCUUAACUCCUUGAACUGCUCCGACAUCAGCAUCUGCCGCACAGCGAGAACCAUCGUGCACACACCUCCCAACCAGGAUGGACGUGCAACACCUUCGCCAGAGCAGAUUUCAAUAGCUGACCGUGAAAAUAUGCACAACUUUGAUGACAACACUUCUGUGUCUGCUGAGAUGCAGGACGUUUUCAGCCACUUUGUCUCAAAUGACAGGCCUAUGAAAACAAACAACACAAAUAACACAAAAGAGAUCGACCAGACAGAUGAGAACUUUAAUUCUUUCCACUUCUGGAGGUCUCCUUUACCGGAUAUCAGUGGGGAUCUGGAGAUGCUAAGUUGUCAAACAUCAGAGGACGUGAGAAAGGAGGAGAAUGAGGAAGAUGAGGAGGAAGAUAAUUGUCCCGACUCCAAGUCAAAUCAUGGCAAAACUACCAGUGACCGGAUCCAGAAAGUGUUAGACUGUUUGCAACCUCACAUGGACGACCCUGAUGUACAAGCGCAAGUCCAGGUGUUGUCAGCAGCUUUGAAGGCAGCCCAGCUCGACAACCCAACAGACGACAGCCCAACUGAGCCGCAGCCAGAAGAGCAGCCUGAGAGUGACACUGAGGACCCGUCUGUGGAGAGCAAAUCUGUGGAGGUUCAGUCGGAAAGUGAGGAGAGCCCCACAGAAGAGGAGCAAAUGAUGGAGACGCAACCAGAGUCGAGCCCUGUCCAGGAGCAAGGAGACGAAGAGACACAGACGGAGCCUCAGGAGGAACAGGAAGACUCUCCUCUUAACUCGCCUGUUCUAGAGUCUGAACUGAUAGAGCGUGUGGAGGAAGAGGAAAAGGACGACUUGGCUCACAGCCCUCUGUCUGAGGAUAAACCUAAGGUCCAGAAUGUCAUUCCUCAGCAACUGUUGGAUCAGUACCUCUCAAUGACGGACCCGGCCCGGGCUCAGACGGUCGAUACAGAGAUAGCCAAACACUGUGCCUUCAGCCUGCCGGGAGUCGCUCUCACUUUGGGAAGACAGAACUGGCAUUGCCUCAAGGACACGUACGAAACCCUAGCUACUGAUGUGCAGUGGAAGGUACGUCGUACACUGGCCUUCUCCAUCCACGAGCUGGCAGUGAUCCUGGGAGAUCAGCUGACGGCGGCAGAUCUGGUUCCCAUCUUCAAUGGUUUCCUCAAAGACCUGGACGAGGUCCGCAUCGGUGUGCUCAAACAUCUGUAUGACUUCCUCAAGCUGCUGCACGCAGACAAAAGGAGAGAAUAUCUGUACCAGCUUCAGGAGUUCAUGGUGACGGACAACAGCCGCAACUGGAGAUUCAGAUAUGAGCUGGCAGAGCAGCUGAUCUUGAUCAUAGAGUUGUACAGCCACUAUGACGUGUAUGACUACCUCAGGCAGAUAGCGCUCACACUCUGCUCUGACAAAGUCUCGGAGGUCAGGUGGAUCUCAUACAAACUGGUUGUAGAGAUUCUCCAGAAGCUGUAUGCAUGUGGUGCUGAUGAUCUGGGCCUGAACUUCAUCAAUGAGCUUACUGUCAGGUUCUGCCACUGUCCCAAAUGGGUGGGGAGGCAGGCCUUUGCCUUCAUCUGCCAGGCUAUAGUGGAGGAGGACUGUAUGCCCAUGGAGCAGUUCAGCCAGCACCUCCUGCCAAGCCUCCUCAGCCUCUCAUCAGACCCAGUAGCUAAUGUCCGUGUACUGGUGGCCAAGGCUCUACGACAGAGUGUCAUGGAGAAAGUGUACUUCAAGGAGCCGGGCUGUGCCUACUCUGACGAGCUGGAAGAGACUGUGAUGGCGUUGCAGUCAGACAAGGACCGCGAUGUCCGCUUCUUUGCCAGCCAGGACCCCAACAAAGGCUUGAUGGACACAGCCUCUUUGACCUAGCCCCGGCGCCCCAACUCGUGUUACAGCCCACCUGCCUGUCUACCUACCUGUCUGUCUGACUGAUGCACAGUCAGCACAACUUGCAACACCAGCACCUGACCAGACCCCCGACCACUCGCCUGCUGGGCAGACCCGCACCAACCUUCACUUGAGAGUCGUGUCAGAUGUUCAGAUUAAAGUAAAGAAGCGUGAGCAUGCUCAAACAAUACAACCCAUUGUCUGGUUGGGCUCUACACGGCACACCUUACAUUCAUUCACAACACACAGUGCAUGCUUCUCAGCAUUUUCAGGAAAUGAGCAGGACUCAGAGGUCGGCUGCACUGCUUUGUAGGAGCUGACACUUUUUUCGUCUGAAUAUUUUUCUCGCCCUCCACACUAAUAACAAUGACUCAAUCCUCCCCCCCCCCCCCGGCCACAGAUUUGUAAAAUUACAACAGGCUCUUUUUCUCCAAAGCUAACUGUAAGCUUGAUAUAAAAUUUCUGAAUUGAUUUUAAUAUUCCUUGUUGCUUCUUUUUGUGGAUUUCUUAACGAACAAGCGGGCGAGGCCUGCCCGACUCUGACAUGUGCACUAACUCAGGGGGACUCAUCUGAAACUAAACAGCAUUAUUAGCUUUUGUGAUAAGCAGCGGCUCAUGUUGAAAAAGAACUACAGCUGUCUGAGCAACAGACCAGCCAAACCAAGUAGCUCUGGUGGUGUGUCUCGCAUCAUUUCUUCUCAAAUGCCUCUUGUCCUCCAUCUUGUGAAUUGUGCUCUGGGUUAUUGUCUGUUUCUGUUCUACUUUUUUUUUUAUUCCCUCUCUUCAUUUGACCGCUGGGCCACUGAAACCACUACUGUUGCAUAGAGGGAACAGUGACUCUGCCACUCAGCGUAAAGUUUGAUUGACGCCAUGUCUUAGACAUGUAUUUCUUUUAAAAACCUUAAUCACAAACUGUUGACUCUCCCUCUCCAAAAGAAAGUGUCUUUUUACCAAAACACUUCUCCCGAGCAUCAGGUGACGAUGAAAUACCUCUGUUUGGACGUGACUGGCCAGUGUGUGGUUCAUGUAGAGAGAGACGUCUGUUCUCGCAGAUGACGAAUGUGGGUGAUUCUGUGGUGUCAACUUCAACAUCUGAACAAGGGCUCUUAACGAUGUGCCACAGGGUGACGUCAAACUCAGAAGAGAUGGAAGGCAAGCUCACUGUUGGAUUAUGCAUGCAUGCCCCUCUUUGUGUAUAGUCUGUUCCAGUUUUUAAAAACGUUGACCUCCUGAUAUGAAUUAUGUGACCAUGGUAGCUUUCAGUGGAUCUGAUGGACCAGUUGAACAGUAGGAUAAAGGAGCAGCCGUAUUAGGAGACUGAAAGAUGACUGAUGUUUGAAGUUUCUCAAUAUUUUGCUACUCUUUGUACAGUGUAAACCUGUGGAAAACAGUAUAUGUUUCUGGAACCAAGGCCAGUUAAGUCGGGUUUUUAAACAUGGAGAUGUGUGAAUACUGGGAGCAGUCACCAAGUCACUUUUUUUUAAGUCUCUUGUGCUUGUUUUCCCUCUGUUGUAAAUUAUAUCACGCUCAACCUCCCCCCCUUUUUUUUUUUUU
Molecule: messenger RNA, 4874 nt
Organism: Solea solea (common sole)
Lineage: Eukaryota; Metazoa; Chordata; Actinopteri; Pleuronectiformes; Soleidae
Gene: ppp4r1l
Product: protein phosphatase 4, regulatory subunit 1-like
Exons: 20
Coding region: 393-3302 (969 amino acids)
Biological process (GO): protein dephosphorylation
Molecular function (GO): protein binding; protein phosphatase regulator activity
Source: RefSeq, a predicted model, not a curated record